GGAUUGAGUUUACUCCUAACUUCCGGUUUGUUGUAAUCAUCGAAAUUGACGUGGCAGGAGACGUUUUAUUCCGUUUUCUCGAUAAUUAUCCAGUAUAUUUAAGUAUUCAUUGCAUUUAUUUAAAGACCAGAAAGGAACAUACAAGUUAAUACCCGGAAUCAUGGGGUUGACGAUUUCUUCAGUGUUUAACCGGCUCUUCGGGAAAAAAGCAAUGAGAAUUUUGAUGGUUGGCCUUGAUGCGGCAGGAAAGACCACCAUACUCUACAAGUUAAAGCUUGGAGAAAUUGUUACAACCAUUCCAACUAUAGGUUUUAACGUUGAGACCGUAGAUUACAAGAACAUCAGCUUCACCGUGUGGGAUGUUGGCGGUCAGGACAAGAUCCGUCCGUUGUGGAGACACUACUUCCAGAACACACAGGGACUCAUCUUUGUCGUCGACAGCAACGAUGCCGAGAGAGUCGAUGAGGCAAAAGACGAACUCUCCAAAAUGUUAAGUGAAGACGAGCUGCGGGAUGCUGCCCUGCUGGUGUUUGCCAACAAACAAGACCUGCCCAACGCCAUGCCAACAUCAACACUCGUAGAUAGACUUGGACUCAACAGCAUGAGAAACAAAACAUGGCACAUCCAGGCGACAUGCGCGACGCAGGGCAAUGGUUUGUACGAAGGCCUGGACUGGUUGUCUGAGGAAUUGGGGAAGAGAUGAUCAGACUGGUUCACAAAUCCGUCAUCGUGGGACCUACACUGGGAUGUGCAGUCACUGAUAGUUUACAGACUUGGUUUACAUUCAAAUCAAUUUCAUUACAUAGACUUUACAGGAGUCCUGUGUUCUUAAAAGGAAUAUCCUUAUUUGAUUUGUCAUCCAUUAUGAUUUUAGGCUUUAUCAAAAAUUGUGACAGUCAGUGACUAUUCAAUAUUUUCGUUAAUCUUGUUUUUAAAAUGUAUGCUUUGUGCUUGUAUUGAUUUUAUUCCAUUGUGAAAAUUAAGACUGUAAACUACCAGAAUUUUAACGGUCAAAUUAGCAUAUUUGACUUAGUAUUUUUUUGUAUAAAAAAUUGUUUAUUUAUUAUUGUUUCAAAGCAUGAGGAAAAAUAAGCUUUAUCUUAAGUAACAAUAAGUGUAUUUUAAGGAAAGGUAUUUCUGGAAAAAGGAUAAAAAAAAACAAGUAAACUUCACGACAUAUUCACACAGGUUUUUCUGAAGACAUGUGUUCAUGUUUGGCACCAGUCAUAUUGCAAUGUAUGAAUAUUGAGUGUGCAGAGUUUUUCAAACAUGUCCACAUUGUAUAAGGAUAUGUCAAUAGUGGUUAAUGAAUUAAAAAACAAUGGGAUUAUUAUAUAAAGAUAGCCAUUUUCAAAUGCUAUUUUGAUAGACAUAUUAGCUCAUUUUAGACAUUUGGUCCUUUGAAGUAAAAAAACAAACUCAUUGCAUUCUGUAUUUUGUCUUCAAUAUGAAGACAAACCUUUUUUAUGAAUUGAGCUGAAUUGUUGCCAGUACAUAGCACUGUUCUGUAUGAUGAACAGGAAAUAAGAUUGCCUGCUUGAACAGUAUGAGAAUUUAAUUGUGUUUAAAAUUCUUAAUAUUUGAGAAGAAAUAUGUGUAUAUUUGUAUUAUAUUUGAUAUUGUGUAUAACGCAGUCAACUGCUGCUUGGUGAUACUGUAUGCUUGUGAUAUUGUGGAUGACAAGUAAUUCAAUAAAGUCUGGAAAAUCA
Messenger RNA from Mya arenaria, 1709 nucleotides. RefSeq names its product ADP-ribosylation factor 4. The coding region runs from base 161 to 703 and encodes 180 amino acids. Gene Ontology annotation, cellular component: plasma membrane; cytoplasm. The transcript is spliced from 5 exons. NCBI's taxonomy places the organism in Eukaryota, Metazoa, Mollusca, Bivalvia, Myida, Myidae. The record is from RefSeq and is a predicted model, not a curated record. Gene Ontology annotation, molecular function: GTPase activity; GTP binding. Gene Ontology annotation, biological process: vesicle-mediated transport; intracellular protein transport.